GCGCGCCGGCUCAGUAAGCCAACAUCUAUAGUCUCUAACUCUCUAUUCGCUUCCCUUUCGCCAAGUUUCGCACCAGAACACUAGUAAAACGAAGAGAAGAACAUCAAAGUAAGAGAAAACUGUAAAAAAAAAAACCUAUAUUUAUAAUCCAUCUUCUUCUAACUUUCAACAAUCUUUGAGAUUUUAUAUCGUCUUCUGUUCUAUUCUACUACGAAAUUUGCUCACUGAUUGAAAGAGAGAGAUAAAUCAAAGCCAAAAAUGGCAGCAAGAAUAAUCGCCCAAUUGCUUGUGGUGGGUUCUGGGGUGUUAAUUCGUGCAGUUAGUCAAGCUUAUCGUCAAGCUAUUGUCAAUGCCUCUAAAACUGGUGCUGCACAAGAAGCAAUGCAGAACACAGUUCGUAGAGCAAGUAAAGCUAUAACCGAGCAAGAAGCAAGACAAAUUCUUGGAGUUCCUGAGAAUGCUGCUUGGGAAGAAAUUUCAAAUAAAUACGAUGUUUUGUUUGAGAGGAAUGCUAAGCAAGGGAGCUUUUACCUCCAAUCAAAGGUCCAUAGAGCAAAGGAGUAUUUGGAAGGUGUAUAUCAAAACAAAGGCCAGGGCAACUCUGGCUGAAAACCACAUUGGGAUCUUCACUCCUGAGCCAAGCUGAUUUUGCACCAGUGUAGUCUUGAUAGCUAGAAUGGUAAUGUUUGAACUAUAUUCAUUCUUUCUUGUAGCUAGUGUACCAUGAUUGAUCCCUUCGAUAGUUCCAUCUGAAAGUUUUGUGGCCACUUGCUGCGUAGAAUUUUUGAGAGGAGUUGCUUUCAAGUGGCCAGAGCUCGUCUUUUCUAAAGAAAGAUGUCCUAUAAUUUGAUUGGUGCACUUCACAUUUUCUAUAUAUACACAUGAACAUGUUAUUUGGCCUGAA
Messenger RNA from Beta vulgaris subsp. vulgaris (sugar beet), 904 nucleotides. RefSeq names its product mitochondrial import inner membrane translocase subunit PAM16 like 2. The transcript has 4 exons. Gene Ontology annotation, biological process: protein import into mitochondrial matrix. The record is from RefSeq and is a predicted model, not a curated record. The coding region runs from base 259 to 609 and encodes 116 amino acids. Lineage: Eukaryota; Viridiplantae; Streptophyta; Magnoliopsida; Caryophyllales; Amaranthaceae. Gene Ontology annotation, cellular component: TIM23 mitochondrial import inner membrane translocase complex.